Serpula lacrymans var. lacrymans S7.9 is the source of this 1561-nucleotide messenger RNA. RefSeq lists its product as uncharacterized. Gene Ontology annotation, biological process: 'de novo' NAD+ biosynthetic process from L-tryptophan. The transcript is spliced from 3 exons. Gene Ontology annotation, molecular function: indoleamine 2,3-dioxygenase activity; heme binding; metal ion binding. The record is from RefSeq and is a predicted model, not a curated record. Gene Ontology annotation, cellular component: cytoplasm. Bases 43 to 1425 code for a protein of 460 amino acids. Lineage: Eukaryota; Fungi; Basidiomycota; Agaricomycetes; Boletales; Serpulaceae.
AUAAGCCCUUCUGCUACUCCUAAUCCUCUCACACCAACCACCAUGGACGAGUUCGUACAACUGGAGACUCUGUCACCCCAGCACUUCCUAUCCCUUCCCCGUCCCGACAUUAUAAUUGGGACUGCAGACGGUGUACCAGACACAUCUACUCUAGCUGCACACGAUUUCGAUGUCGACACUCGCACUGGUUUCAUGCCUCCAGAUCCCCCUCCAAGUCGCCUCCCACUUGAAUGGGAACCAUGGGAAGCUGUUCUAGAGGACGCUUUGAAGACCAAACUACAGCUGGGUGGUAAACCAGGUAUUACACCUGAGGAGGCUGCUCUAUCCUCCUCGUGGCGAGCUCGGGUCCGCGAGACCCCAAUUUUAUCAACUUUGGAUCUCACCAACUCUGAGCUAUUACUCCGUAGAGCACAUCAUGUGCUUGUUUUUAUCAUGCACAUGUACAUUCACACGCAAUCUCUGGAUACCGAAAUACGCAUUCCCCCAUCUAUCUCCAUACCCCUACUCCAAGUAUCCUCCCAGCUACAGCUCCCUGCUGUAGGCACCUACUCUGACACGGUGCUCUAUAACUGGGAUCUCAAGUCUCCUUCAUCGGAUCCUAUUCCAGCAAUACAUAAUCUCCGGAGCCAAGAUCUCUUUACUGGAACUAAUGACGAGCAAGAGUUCUACCUUGCUUCUUCUCGCAUAGAAAUCCGUGGCGUAGAAGCCCUCGAACUCAUGCGUGCCACUAUGGACGAAAUGUUCGUCGGUGAUGACAUUGCCGUUCGUCGCAUCACGUCAUUCCUUCACAAAAUGACCAAAGUAGUCGACGAACUCAAGGACAUCCUACUCGCCGUACGCGAUGGUUGCGAUCCAGAGUUUUUCUACCACAGCGUCAGACCCUGGUUCUGUGGUGCUGACUCGGACCCCGCUAAGAGGAAAUGGGUGUUUGAAGGGCUAGAAGAAUAUCCUGAGCUCCAAGAGCCGACCGAACUAUCCGGCCCGAGCGCAGGACAAAGUACGCUGAUUCAUUCCCUGGACAUAUUCCUGGGAUUAGAUAAUUGCAGCACCCAAAAUGACCCGGAUGACCGGUGGUCACUUCUUCGGCGUAUGCAGAACUAUAUGCCAAGGCACCACUUAUCGUCUAACCCUCGUCCACUUCGUUCUCUUGUUGCUGAAGGGGACCCUAAGCUACUUGAGGCAUACAAUGCUACCGUAAACGCUGUCAAGGAGUUUAGAGACGCACACAUUCGGAUUGUUGCCAUAUAUAUUAUAGGGCCUUCUAGGAAAGCAAAGGCAAGAGAAGCGGAGAGUUCAGGAUCAGAAAGUAUAGUAGACGAAAAUGGGCGGCCUUUGAAAGGAACAGGUGGAACGAAUCUAUCUCAAUUUCUAAAGGGCGUGCGGGACAAGACGGCAGAAGCUAUGAUACUACCUAGACUAGCAUAGCGAAGAUUUUUAGACUGGAUUUAGAAAUUUAUGCACACCACCCCCUCUAUCACUACAGGAUUUACUUUAUCGGUUAUUUACAUAUUUCUUUUGGUAUCACGAGUGUCGGAAAUGCACAUAGGUUACUUCAAAUUCC